CUAAACCCUAUCCCUCAACCUCAAUCUCUCUCUCUCACUCUCGUUCUUUUCCUCAACUCAAAAACCAGCCCUCAACCAUCCUCUUUGACGGCGUGCAUGGGUCACGGCUGGUGGCCGGAUCACAGCGGCGGGCUCGAUGCAGAGGCAGGGGACUCGGCUCUCUCACUCCUUCGUCCUCCCAUCUCUCACUCUGCCUGGGCUCGAUGUCGCCUAGGGGUUCAAGGGCUCGACAGCGGCUGGGGGUUCAAGGGCUCGACGCGCGAGUGGGGUUCAAGGGCUGGCUGGGCUCGACGGCGUGGGGGUCUCAAAGGGUGGGAUCGAUCGUGCAAGGACGGCGCAGGGAGGGGUUCAGGGUGGGCUUCUAAAGUGGACAGAGAGUGGUUGGGUGUGCAAUUUGGAAUUCAAAGGGGGCGAGCCCAUUGAGUAUAAGUUUGUUAUUGUGAAUAACGAUAAGACUAAGAAAUGGGAAGGUGGAGAUAAUCGAGUUGUGAAGCUUCCAAAACAGGGGAGUUUUGGAAUUGUUUGUCAUUGGAAUGCAACAGGAGAGGCUGUGAAUUUAUUGGCGUUGGAGGAAGGAAAGGCUGUAAUUGACAAUGGGUCUACAACUGCUGAUGCUCCUUCUGCUUCUCUUUCAGAGGUGGAGACGAGUCCUUUUGUUGGGCAAUGGCAGGGAAAGGAUAUCUCCUUCAUGCGCUCAAAUGAGCAUCGGGACCGUGAAUCAGAGAGAAGGUGGGACACCUCAGGUCUUGAAGGACUGGCUUUAAAAUUUGUUGAAGGUGAUAGAAAUGCAAGAAAUUGGUGGAGAAAGCUUGAAAUUGUACGUGAUCUAUUACUUGAAAACUCACAAAGUGAGGAACGAUUGGAUGCGCUCAUUUAUGCUGCCAUCUAUUUGAAGGUAAAGAAGAAGGGUGAUAAAGAUGAGAGGAAGCUCAAGAGAAGGAUGACUAAUCCAAUGGAUUCUGUUUUUCUUUUUAUUAAUGGGCUUUGAUGUUUGUAUAUUUUAAUAUUUUUUUGGUUCCCAAUAAAAUACAUUAUCUGUGAUUGAACUUUCAGCUUGUUGGUUAGCUUU
This is a messenger RNA of Humulus lupulus (European hop), 1069 nucleotides long. RefSeq names its product phosphoglucan, water dikinase, chloroplastic-like. The record is from RefSeq and is a predicted model, not a curated record. The coding region runs from base 689 to 988 and encodes 99 amino acids. Lineage: Eukaryota; Viridiplantae; Streptophyta; Magnoliopsida; Rosales; Cannabaceae. The transcript is spliced from 3 exons.